ACAGGACUGACCAGCAUAACCGUGGUUAUUCUCCGUCGUGCUGUAUCCCUCCUUUUCGGAUACUUGGUGAUUAUCCGGAUGUCGCCAAUUCAAAGAGUUUCGUGCAUCCUCACGCCACGCUCAUCGCUUGUCGACGCGGGAGAAUCAUGGAGGGCGUGCUGUGGAAGCGGGGAAAGACCCUCGUCAGCUCUUGGCAUGAGCGGUACUUUGUGCUCAAGGAUUCGACGCUGGCCUACUUCUCCAAGGCUGGCGAUUUGCAGACUCGUGGCAUCAUCGAGCUCACGACGGAUGCGCAUGUGUCUGCGAUUGAGCUCAAGAAAAAGCACACGUCCAAGUCGUUGUACUGCUUCUCCAUCUUCUUUUUGCAUGCAGCGCCCAAAGAUCACCAUGGCCAUCCGAAUCAACCCGCGGGGCUCACAGUCGGGUGCGAGAGCCGAGAGUACGCAACGUCGUGGCGCAGCGCGAUCAUUCAAGCGAUUGACAACUCGGACGGAUCAAGCGACCAUCACGGUGUGCGCAGUCCCACGUCAGCUUCGGCGGGAGCUUCGUUGCGCCGCGAACCCCUGCAUCUUGGCCAGUCUACGUCGUCGUUCGACCUGCAGCAACAAGAUGUCGGUCGCCGCGUCCUCUUGGCGAAAAUGGACCGGAAAUGGCCAAUGUUUCGUGGCACGUACGACGUAUGCAGCGUGGUUGGAGGCAUGACAAUCCACUCGGAGCAACGCGCGGUUGCCAAACAAUGUGCUGGCAGUGACACAACGUCGCAGCACAAACGAGAGUGGCAGAGUUGGCAGCAGCUGAACAGUCUCUUUGUCUCUGCCAUUUCCGUUGCCCUGAUUGCGUUCAUUGCAGGCGGAAUCGGGGGAACGUCGUUGACGGCCUCGUUCACGUUUGCGUCUGCCGCGGCAGUCUUGACGCUUUGGCUUCGGUCGGUCGACGUCGACGAAGACGUCCCGAGUUUCAAGGCGUCGCGAGUCGUGCCUGGGACCCCCUUGGAGGUGUUUCGGCUCGUCCUGGAUACGUCCAUGCGGUGCAUGUGGGACGGAUCGAUCGAUUCGAUUCGCGUGCUCCAAACGAUUGACUCGCACUCGGACAUUAUCCACGUCGUAUACAAGCCCGUGUGGCUAUGGCCGUUAUGGCUGCCAGCCAGCGAUGCAUGUUUGCUGCGGUACUGGCGCGAGACCGAAGACGGAUCGUUCGUGUUGUGUGUUCAAAGUGCCGUCCAUGCCGAAUGCCCCGUCACCGACCACGUUCGCGUGCUGUGCCAAGGUGGCGGCGUCACCGUAUCCCCGCGAUGUUCCGCGACGCCGACGGCACCUGGCCCGGACGAAUUGGACACGUCUCUGGUCAGCAUGGUCGUCCAUGCGAAUCCGCAGGGGGUGUUUGGCGCGUGGUUGCGGCGCAUGCACCUCGUGUUCCAGUACAUUCAGCCGCAAUUGCUGGCGCUUAUUGGUCUCGAGGAAACGAUGGAAGCGCGCAAGUACAUGGCCCUCGCGCAGGAGAAUGACUCGGCGACGGACGACAUGGACGACGUCGACGACAGCGCGGGGGUUGCCAACGGCAUAGCGUCGAUUGGAAAGCACAUCGACAUGGCACCGCCGAUGGUGCUACCGACGUCCGUGCCACGCCAUGUGUGGAGCGAACCCCCCGUCGGGUUUACCAUGGUGCGCGGACCCAACUACAUGGCCGAUCGAAAAAAGGUGGCAUCGGCCGCGCCGGCCUUCCGCCUCGUCGGCGUGGAUCUCUUCGAUACUGGCAACGUCACAAUGGAGCACAUUUGCUCGCGCCCGGACAACGUGAUGCAGACCGUGCCGAACCAACCUUACGCAUUCGUGCUCAACUUUCUCAUGCCGGGACCGCCCAAGUACUCGUUGGUGCUGUAUUUCCACGUUCCACAUCCCAGUGUCGUUGCGGACGGGUCGCCGUUUGCCGAGCUCAUGACGGACUUUCUCGACGGGUACGUCAUGCGAUCGCGCGGUUUGCAGUGUGUGGUGGUCGUGUGAAGAAGCAAUGGAUGGCUAGGACGGACGAGUACCGCAACGACCGAUUCAAGCUGAUCCCGUCCAUCGUGGAAGGCAACUUUAUCGUCAAGCAAGCGGUCGGGUCGACGCCCGCCGUGAUUGGAAACAAGCUGCGCCAGCCAUACUUCAAAACGCCGUCGUAUUUUGAGCUCGACAUUGACGUGACGAGCAGCGCGGUCGCGAACCGCGUCACCGGCCUCGUCCUCGGCUUUACGAAGAAGCUCAUCGUCGACAUGAGCUUUCUCAUCGAAGGCAAACAGAGCCAUGAACUGCCCGAGCGGCUCUUUGGCGCGUGUCGGCUCAGUUUCGUCGACAUGGCGCAAGCAAAAAAACUCGUCUAGCGACCGUCGAACCCACAUCCCAACACGAUCCUUUACCACGUGCUACGUCGUCGUGAACUUGGCUGUGCCGCCACGAUGUUCCGAGGCGCCGUCGUUGGUUUAUUGCUUGUCGCCGAUCCAACCCUCGAUCUCCCAGC
Messenger RNA from Aphanomyces invadans, 2496 nucleotides. RefSeq lists its product as hypothetical. The coding region runs from base 147 to 2000 and encodes 617 amino acids. The record is from RefSeq and is a predicted model, not a curated record. The transcript is spliced from 7 exons. Gene Ontology annotation, molecular function: lipid binding. NCBI's taxonomy places the organism in Eukaryota, Oomycota, Saprolegniomycetes, Saprolegniales, Verrucalvaceae.